Molecule: messenger RNA, 2080 nt
Organism: Varanus komodoensis (Komodo dragon)
Lineage: Eukaryota; Metazoa; Chordata; Lepidosauria; Squamata; Varanidae
Gene: RNFT1
Product: ring finger protein, transmembrane 1
Exons: 9
Coding region: 123-1391 (422 amino acids)
Biological process (GO): positive regulation of ERAD pathway
Cellular component (GO): endoplasmic reticulum
Molecular function (GO): ubiquitin protein ligase activity
Source: RefSeq, a predicted model, not a curated record
CGGCAGGCAGGCAGGCAGGCAGGCAGGGAAGCAGGCCGGCCGCUCGCCUCCUCGCUCGCCUCCAGCCUGCGCGCGGCCCCGGCGGCGGGGAUGGAGCCGGCGCGGAGGUCGCGGCGCCGGCCAUGAAGCUGCGGCCGCGCCGGGAGAGGGAUCAUCACAGCAGAGCCCAGGAAUUCGGCGCAAGCCGCCUCCAGACGGAAGCCAUGCAGUCUAACGCUAACGGUCGCCACUGCGCCACAGGGAGCGGCAACGGUGCCAGCUCCGCUCAGGGUGCUUACGCAGCACGGCUGUCAGGGGAAGGGUCUUGCCAGCGCGGAGGGGAUGUUCGCAUCCAGCUGAGCUGUGCUCCCGGAGAUUCGGAGGAGAGCCCUGGCGCCAAGCACCACCACCACCACCAGCUGUCCCAGCCAGGGUCCGCGAGUUGCUCGCAUGCCCACUCCCACAGCGACACGAGGCGGCCCCAGGACAGUGGCGCAGCCUUGGAGGACCAAAGCACCAGCUCACUCUCCGAGUUCAGAUACUUCCUCCAGUGGCUACACAAGAGUCUCCCGUACAUCUUGAUCCUAUCCGUCAAACUGCUCAUGCAGCAUAUAACUGGCAUUUCUCUGGGAAUUGGGCUGCUAACAACUUUUAUGUAUGCAAACAAAAGCAUUGUAAAUCAGGUUUUCCUAAGAGAACGAUGUUCCAAACUGCAGUGUGCUUGGAUACUGGUGUUUCUCACAGGGUCAUCUCUCCUCCUCUAUUAUACCUUCUACGCUCAAUCACUUCAUUACAGCCUGAUCCUUCUAAGUCCUAGUUUGGAUUUUAUGAACUUCUGGGAGGUCCUUUGGAUCGUGGGAAUCACGGACUUCAUUCUGAAGUUCCUCUUUAUGAGCUUCAAGUGCAUCAUUCUGUUGCUGCCUUGUUUUAUCAUGUCUUUUAAGUCCAAGGGUUACUGGUACAUGCUGUUAGAAGAACUCUGCCAGUACUACCGUAGGGUUGUCCCUGUACCAGUUUGGUUCCGGUAUUUUGUUGGCUUGAGGGAGCUGAACAGUAUGCUAGGAUGGAGCCUUGGCAUUCUGCUAGCUCUGCUCUACCUUAUCCUAAAGCUUUUGAGCUUGUUUGGACAUCUAAAAAACUUCAGACGGGUCUUGCGGGUAUUUUAUACACGACCGAGCUACGGAGUGGCGGCCAGCAAGAGGCAGUGUGCCGAAGCAGAUGACCUCUGCUCCAUCUGCCAGGCUGAAUUCCAGAAGCCCCUUCUUCUCAUCUGCCAGCACAUAUUUUGUGAAGAAUGCAUAGCCCUGUGGUUCAACAGAGAGAAAACGUGCCCCCUCUGCAGGACAGUCAUCACUGACCACAUCAACAAGUGGAAAGACGGGGCAACAUCUGUACAGCUACAGGUCUAUUAAAAUCCUGCUGACAACAUGUUUCACAGUGUAAUCUCAUUCGAAUGCCUGGCUUGCAGUUUCAGGGAAUACGUUUCUAGGGUACUGGUGGCGUGUGGUGGGGGAAACAGAAGAGAUACCAACUCGAGGCUUUAAGCCUUCCCUGUGCUACAACAGGAGCCCAUUGAGACACAAAGCAACAAUCAAACUUUUUCUUUUGACAAUCUCCACCUGAAGUUCACCCUUCUGGGCAUAAAUUAUCUAAAGAAAUGAACUUUUGACAAAGAUCAUUAUUCAGUAGCAACAGCCUCUAUACAGCAUUGCAAAGCCGCAACAAAGAUACCUUCAGUACUGCACCCGAGAUGCUGAAGUGCAAAGCUUGGAUUCUGAACCAGCUCCUCCAAGCUUGCAGGGUUUGGCUGUCGAAGAAAGAAGCCACCUCCUGGAUACCCUUAAUUAGACUUCCUACAGUGAGAAAUACAGAAUGAUUUUCGCUCUCAGGUUCUGUAGAUCUGAACUUCAGUUAUGCACACAAAUGAAUUUCUUUUCUACUUUUGUAAGCCUGCAUUUUUGAAAACCAAAAUAUUGAGUACUAUAUUUUGUCAUAAGCAGCUAGAUUUUAUUAAAUGGGGGAUAUCUAAUAUGGGGGGAGACUGUAACAAAUACCACACAGAUGGUGAAAAUAAAGGCAGUUUGAAUCUAUUCAUCCGAAA